AUGGAGAACUUUGACGAGACUGACGAGUAUUGUCCACACUGUGACAACCACUAUGUAAUAGAAGCCAAGACCCCUCAAAUAGGUAUUGGUGUCGAAGGAGAUGAUCCACGAAAGGAUAACAGAAUGUUAAAGGACGAUCGUAUGCAACAAGAUCCGUCAAAGAGCGUCUUUUUUCCCGACUUUAGCAAGCGUGAAUAA
Paraglomus occultum is the source of this 198-nucleotide messenger RNA. NCBI's taxonomy places the organism in Eukaryota, Fungi, Glomeromycota, Glomeromycetes, Paraglomerales, Paraglomeraceae. The record is from the annotation of a GenBank genome assembly.